This is a messenger RNA of Musa acuminata AAA Group (dessert banana), 2607 nucleotides long. RefSeq names its product phosphatidylinositol 4-phosphate 5-kinase 6-like. Gene Ontology annotation, biological process: phosphatidylinositol phosphate biosynthetic process. Lineage: Eukaryota; Viridiplantae; Streptophyta; Magnoliopsida; Zingiberales; Musaceae. The record is from RefSeq and is a predicted model, not a curated record. The transcript has 8 exons. Gene Ontology annotation, cellular component: plasma membrane. Gene Ontology annotation, molecular function: ATP binding; 1-phosphatidylinositol-4-phosphate 5-kinase activity. Bases 125 to 2554 code for a protein of 809 amino acids.
CGUUGGGUGGAGAUGUGAGUGGGCGAUCGACGUGAGUUCGGCAAUGGCUGUGGGAUUGGUGGUGACGCUGAGUCAAUAGCAUCGAAGAGGAGGAGAGGAGAGAGACGCACGAGGGCGGAAUAGAAUGUACAAAGCGCAGCAGCAGAAGCAGCACGACGCCAAGGCGUGGGAAUCGACCGUCCGAAAAGCACAGCAGCAGCAGCAGCCCGGCAGUCGCCGCCGCGUCUGCCCGCUCGGGCCAAUGUCCGUCGCCCCGUCCGAAGACGACUCCGGCGCCACCUCUCCACGCGGAGAAGGCGACGACGACGAUUCGGCAGAGGCGGAGGAGGAGGGGGAGGUCUACCACGCGGAGCAUGUCUUCCCCAGCGGCGACUUCUAUACCGGACAUUGGAUCGCUGGCAUCCCCCACGGCACCGGGAAGUACCUGUGGACGGAUGGGUGCAUGUACGAGGGCGAGUGGCGGUAUGGGAAGACCACCGGCCGCGGGAAGUUUUCGUGGCCCUCCGGCGCCACCUACGAGGGCGAUUUCAAGGCCGGGUUCAUGGACGGCUUCGGUACCUACACCGGCGCCUCCGGCGAAACCUACUGGGGGAGCUGGUCCAUGAACCUGAAACACGGCCACGGCAAGAAGUCCUACGCCAACGGCGACUACUACGACGGCGAGUGGCGCUCUGGCAUGCAGGACGGCCACGGCCGCUACGUCUGGCGCAGCGGAACCGAGUACGUCGGACAGUGGCGCGCCGGGCUCAUCCAUGGCAGAGGAGCCCUCAUCUGGGCUAACGGCAAUCGCUACGACGGUGAUUGGGACAACGGAAAUCCCAGGGGCAACGGUAGCUUCCGGUGGGCUGAUGGCGGCCUCUACGUCGGGGAAUGGUCUAACGAGAAUGCCACCAUCCAACACAAGGGGGUGUACUACCCAUCGCCGACCGCCACCUCCCCCACUGCCCGAGACCCACAGGAAGAGUUUGUGGCCGACCUUAAAGAAUGCAAGAUCUCACUGGGGGAAACCAUAUCGGUGCUUCCCUCCCAGAAGACCCUCAAUUGGUCCGGCAUUGAGCCGCGGCGGUCCUCCACGGCCUCUGAAUCUGCCGCCACGGACCGCGCCAGAAGGCGGGCCUCCGUCGACGGUGCCGCUUUGCUGCGCAGAAGGCCCAACGGCAGGACACUCACCGUGAUCGGGACCAAUGACAAUGUGGGACUAGAAAAGGGGCUGGAUGGGAUCUACACCUGGGAGUCCCAUGGAGAUAUUCCUUCUGACAUGGUCGAGAGGCGUUCCAUGGUUGAGAAGCAGGAUGCGGCAGAGGCAAAGGUGCCGAUGAACCCACCACGCAUGCGUUGGCGGCCUCCGAGAGCCAUGAAGAAGAAGCAAGGAGAAACCAUCAUGAAAGGGCACAAGAAUUAUGACCUUAUGCUCAAUCUCCAGCUCGGGAUAAGACAUGCUGUUGGAAAACAAGGUCCUUCUCAGAGUGAGCUGAAAUCAUCUGCCUUUGACCCCAAAGAAAAAGUGUGGACAAAGUUUCCUCCUGAAGGCUCGAAGCAUACACCUCCACAUCAAUCCUGUGAAUUCAGAUGGAAAGAUUACUGUCCAUUGGUGUUCAGGACACUUUGCAGGCUGUUCAAAGUUGAUGCAGCUGACUAUAUGAUGUCUCUUUGUGGCAAUGAUGCCCUUCGGGAGCUGUCUUCGCCUGGUAAGAGUGGAAGUUUCUUUUACCUGACCAAUGAUGACAGAUAUAUGAUAAAGACAAUGAAGAAGUCUGAAGUAAAGGUCCUUUUGCGGAUGCUUCAAGCAUAUUAUAACCAUGUCAGGAAAUUUGAGAACAGUUUGGUAACCAAGUUUUUUGGUCUUCAUUGUGUGAAGUUAACUGGAGCUUCACAGAAGAAGGUCCGCUUUGUUAUAAUGGAAAAUUUGUUCUGCUCUGAGUAUGUUAUUCACCGGCGGUUUGACCUGAAAGGAUCUUCUCAUGGUCGUAUGACCAGUAAGCCAGAGUCAGAGAUUGACGAAACCACUACCUUAAAGGAUCUUGAUCUUAACUUCAUAUUUCGGCUACAACGAUCUUGGUUUCAGGAGUUCCAAAGGCAAGUUGACAAGGAUUGUGAGUUUCUCGAGCAGGAGAGGAUCAUGGAUUAUAGUCUUUUAGUGGGAGUCCAUUUUAGAAGUUCCAGAGAGAUGCUUCCACCUGAAGGUGGUGACGAUGAUAGCAAAAGAGAAGCAACAAUGCAGCUUUCAAGAGUCAACAAGGAUGAUUUGAAUUCUGAUUCGAAUAGGACGGGAAAGAUCAGACUAGGCGUCAACAUGCCAGCUAGAGCUGAACUGACAGUUAGGAAGAGCGAUGGCGAUUCCCAGCUCGUCGGAGAACCCACCGGAGAGUUCUACGAUAUAGUCUUGAUUUUUGGCAUCAUAGACAUAUUGCAAGACUACGAUAUCAGCAAAAAGCUUGAGCAUGCCUACAAGUCUUUCCAGUUUGAUCCAUCCUCGAUAUCAGCUGUAGAUCCGAAACAGUACUCGAGACGCUUCCGUGAUUUCAUAUACAGAGCUUUCACAGAGGCAACCUAAAGCAAAAUUCUGAGCCGCAGCAAACAAGAAGAGUUCCAGGUUGAGCGACUUGG